Molecule: messenger RNA, 828 nt
Organism: Cooperia oncophora
Lineage: Eukaryota; Metazoa; Nematoda; Chromadorea; Rhabditida; Trichostrongylidae
Source: the annotation of a GenBank genome assembly
AUGCUGGCGCGAUCGGCUGUUCGUCGACUUGUUCACGUUAGAAGUAUAGCUUCAACAUCUCGAGACCCUCCCAGCCCCAAAAAGAUAACACUUGUAGACGAAUACGCACAAAAGCUUCUAUCGACUCCACCUUCACGGUUACCGAAAAUGUUUCUUCGCCUCAAAGCUGCCUUUAAACACAAAUUCAGUAAAGAUGAAUUAGAUCCCAUGUUAAAGAACUUACUUGACACAGCCUCUGCUCAACUCUAUUAUAAUUGUGCGAACAAUUACGACUAUGAAAAGUUAUGCGAGGCUUUUGGUUUACCUGAUUACAUGUCGUCUUGGUACAAAUUAACUCUAAUGCAUUGCUGGAUGGUCCUACUGAGAGUGCAUACAUCACUUGAUGCCCCAGCAUACCUUCGGUUACAACAUAGUAUGCUUGCUACGAUGUGGUUCGACAUUGAUUCUAGGCUGAAAAUCGUUGGGGAAGAAAUAAAGCAGUCUUUGACGUCAAAGUCCGACUUGAAGAGCAUGCACGGUCUUCAUCUGCAAACUUUUUUUGAAUACGAUGAGGGCUUUCUUGCUAACGAUCGAUUGCUAGCUGCAGCACUGUGGCGUUGUCUCUACAUAGGCAGACCUUGUGAUCCUAUACAUGUGUUGAGAGCGAUUGCCUACAUCCGAUCAACGAUGGCAUGGCUGGAUACCCUCGACCUAAAAGACUUAAUGGCGGACGGUAUAAAGGAGUGGAAACAAGUAAAACCAAAGGACUCCAUACAAGAUGCUAAAAUUGAGACCGAGAUUGUAGAGGAAGAAGAUGCUCGUAAAGUUGGAACCCAAACAAGCCGAUGA